UGUGCACACCACUCCCAGAAUCCUUUAGAGGGCGCAUUUCCAGCAACUCCCAGAGGGCCCAUUUCUAGAAAGUUCCACGUGAGAGGCACCACAGCCUCACUGCCAUCGUGCGGGUUACUGCCAGGCUCCGGGAACAAGGAAAUGAUGACCGAUAAAGCAGAGGAGUCUGCUGUUGGGCCCGAGAACCAAAUGAAAUGUCGUGGAGAACCCAUGACUUCUCCUCUGUGUAAGAGAAGACUGACCAUGGCAAUGCUGUCAGUGAUGCCGGAAGGAGAGGGAGCAUCCGAGGCCGGGGGCUCAGCCGUGUGUUUGGAAGAUGAUGAUCCCAAGGUCACCGCAGUAUCUGUGCUGGAAGAAGGGCUAGGGAAACUGCCAAAAACGAUGGAAAUCACUGCGGAAAUGAAACAUCAAUUGGAGAAGGAAAUUCAAAGAUUUGGACAACAAUAUGAUAGAGUCUUCAAACUGCUUGAAGGAGUGCAAGAACCUCUGGAAUUGCGGCAAAAAUUUUGUUGCAUUUUGCAGGAGGAAGGCAACAAGAUUUAAAAGACAAGACUUAAUAAGCCACCUUGAGACAGUACUAGAAAAAUUGGAAUCAGACCAAAUUCUCAACGAAGAUAAUCCCACCCCAAAUUUAUAAUCCUACUAGUGAAAUGAUCAAUAACAAACCAGAACAAGAUGGCUGCCUUAGAAUGGAACCUGAUAUUGUUGAUGCCUCCUCACAUGUGUUAGUUAAGACAAUUGUCUUCUUGAGGCUAAGAAAAAGAGUUGGAACUUAAAUGUUAUAAAUUUCUGUUAUUAAAAGCUGGGCAUUUUCCCUAA
This is a messenger RNA of Neofelis nebulosa (Clouded leopard), 819 nucleotides long. RefSeq names its product integrator complex subunit 6-like. The record is from RefSeq and is a predicted model, not a curated record. NCBI's taxonomy places the organism in Eukaryota, Metazoa, Chordata, Mammalia, Carnivora, Felidae. Bases 142 to 543 code for a protein of 133 amino acids. The transcript has 5 exons.